Eufriesea mexicana is the source of this 1750-nucleotide messenger RNA. RefSeq lists its product as uncharacterized. Gene Ontology annotation, biological process: L-glutamine metabolic process; oxaloacetate metabolic process. The coding region runs from base 14 to 1750 and encodes 578 amino acids. The record is from RefSeq and is a predicted model, not a curated record. NCBI's taxonomy places the organism in Eukaryota, Metazoa, Arthropoda, Insecta, Hymenoptera, Apidae. The transcript is spliced from 9 exons. Gene Ontology annotation, cellular component: mitochondrion. Gene Ontology annotation, molecular function: omega-amidase activity; nucleic acid binding.
UAAUAACAAAAAAAUGGCAGAGGAAGGAAAGAAGAUUUCUUUUGGUUUCGCGAAAUCUAUUAAAAAACCUGUGUUAAAAAAUACUGUGCCACAAGAACAAAAAAAAGUAGAUUAUAUUGAAUGUCUUUAUGAGAAGGAUAUUAAAGUAAUAGAUGAGGAAGAAAAGAAAGAUGAACCUCUAGUUAUUCCCUUACUAGGUUCUAAGACUUGGCAUGAUAGAAUUCUUAAUAAAAUUGAUGCAGACAUUUUUGAACCUAAGACAAAUAAGGAAAAAGCAGAAGAUACCGACGUUGAUCAAAAAGAAAAAUCAAAAUUAUCUAAUGGGAGUGCAUCACCAAAAACAUCAGUAAAAGAAUCAGAAGCAGUAGAAAAUAAUAAAAUUGUUACUUUAGAGGAGCAAGCUGCUAAAGAAAUAAUAGAAGAACUCAAAUCAAAGGAAGAACAGGAAACCGAAACAAAAGAUUUAAGUUUACCUUUAGUAGAAGAUCAGUCAUUAAGAGGCAAGGAACAGUCUACACUACAAGAUUAUGAAAAAAUUCCUGUUGAUGCAUUUGGUUUAGCAAUGUUACGAGGAAUGGGAUGGCAACCAGGAAAGGGAAUUGGUAAAAAUGAGAAAGUUGUAUCAGCCGUUAUACCAGAAUUAAGACCAAAAGGCAUGGGUCUUGGUGCAGAUAAAGUAACAUUGCAGAAAAAAAAUAUAGAUUCCAAGAAACAAGAGGAAGAACUUAAAAUUGAGAAAGGAACAUUUGUGAAAGUCAUAGCUGGAAAGCAAAGUAAUAAUUAUGGUCAAAUAGAGGGAUUUGAUGAUGAUGCAGGAAGACUUAUAAUAAAAUUAGCUCUUGGUGGAAGCACAAUAUCUGUAAAUGAAUUUAUGGUGCAACCAGUUACUAAAUCAGAAUAUUCAAAGAACUCAAAAAUUCUAACAUUCCGCUUGGCAUUAGUGCAACUCGAAGUUAAUGAAGUUAAGAUCAAAAAUAUAGAGAAAACAAUAUCAUUUAUUUCGAGCGCGAAAAGCAAACACGCAGAUAUUGUCGUUUUUCCUGAAUGUUUUAAUUCGCCAUAUGGAAUACAAUAUUUUCAACAAUAUGCUGAACCUAUUCCUGAUGGCGAAACGAGCGCUGCUUUAUCGAAAGCAGCUAAAGAGAACAGUAUUUAUGUGGUUGGUGGUACAAUACCCGAAAGAGACGGUGAUAAAUUGUACAAUACCUGUACCGUUUGGAGUCCCGAUGGAACUCUGAUAGCAAAGCAUCGGAAAAUGCAUUUAUUUGACAUCGACAUUCCUAAUAAGAUUACUUUCCGUGAGAGUGAUUCACUUAGUCCUGGUAACUCAUUGACGAUGUUCGAAGCGAAGGGCUGCAAAAUAGGUAUUGGUAUUUGCUAUGACAUUAGGUUCGAGGAAAUGGCACGCAUUUAUCGAAAUAAAGGUUGUCAAAUGCUGAUAUAUCCGGCGGCAUUCAAUAUGACCACUGGACCACUACACUGGUCGUUGCUGCAGCGUUCCAGAGCGAAUGACAAUCAAUUAUAUGUCGCCUGUGUAUCACCGGCUCGUAUUCCUUCAGCCAGUUACGUCGCAUGGGGUCAUACACAGUUAACUAGUCCUUGGGGAGAAGUUCUUCAUGAUCUGGAAACUCAGGAGAACAUGAUGGUCACCGAUAUCGAUCUGAAAGUUGUCGAGGAAGCAAGAAGUCAGAUACCCACAUUUUCCCAGAGGCGCACCGAUUUAUAUGACACCGUCUGGAAAAAAGAUUAA